AUGAACAGCCCUAUGAGUGAGUACUUACACAUAGAUUAUAAUAUCAGCUUGCAUACAAUCUUGUGAUACAUAUUUAUCGGUUUAGAUCAAUACCGAUAUGACUAGUAUACCGUCAUUUAUCGAUUGAAAUACAUAAUAGUAUUUAAAGGCUAUUGAAUUCGAAAAAGCGGCGUGUUUUUGGAUAAUAUAAACCGUAUACCAUAACUUAUACUACUAUUCUUCCUGCAACGUGACUUCUCAUAUAUUUCAUAAUUUUAUUGAAAAAACGUUGAUUAUUGCAAUCAAAUUUUCUUAUGUUUGAAAACCUGGAAAAAAAUAAUUAUAGGUAUACGAUUAGGAUUGACAACUGUAUGAAUAUAUAUUUGUAAUUUAUUUUUUUUUAAAAACUACCUAAAUUAAAGAUUUUCUUACUUUCGACAAGAAGGCUCGGACAAACCAAAAGACUCACAACGGCUUUCUUGUAUUUUAUGAACAUAUUCAAUGCCUGGACAGGAUUUUUAUUAGGUUUUUUAAUUCCAUGUUAUUUUCUUCGCAAUGAAAAAUAUUCCAAACAAAUAUAUUUAACGUUGGAACAAUCGACGUAGCAUAUUUAAAUCAACGCCGUAAUCGGCUUUUAUUAUAAUCGAUUUUUUUUUUUUUACUGUAGUAUCGUUGAAUGAAACGUAAUCAAAGAUAGGUAUAUGACAUUUUUUCAGAAUUAUUUAAGCGUUCCCAAGCAUAAUAUAACUUUCUAAUCGACUCUAUUUGGAUUAUUAAUAAUGACUUAACGUUUUUAAUAACGUUUUUUUUUUAGGCAAAUGCCCGACAUACAAUAAGGCGGUAUCAAUCAAUGUAAAACCGAGUGUUUUAACAGGGUUCACUGGGAUCUCUAAGACUGAGAGCUCUUGGAGACCAGGAAACCAUAUUUUUACCAACUUUUUAACCUACAAACUGGCACUAGGUUCAUUAAGCCAGGUAGAAAACAGGUUCGGUUAUGGUGUCACAUAUUCCAGAAAUAAAGAAAGUGCUCCUGAGAACGCCGAAGAGUAAGAUUUGACUAUAAUAAUGUUUAUUAUUACUCACCGCCAAAUUCAUAAUGUUGAUUUAAUGAACGGUGUGGAUUUGUCAUGGAAACAAUAUGAUCGAAUUAUGUUUAUUUAUUUAUACUCUAUGCCCCUUAUCUCAUUGCUCGGACUACUUUUAUUGUUAAAUCAAAUCAAAUUAUGUAAAAGAAUUCAAAUUUUGAAAAAUUUUUAUUUAGAAUACGUAAUGGAAAAAUAUUAGUCAUGAGUCAUAAUUCAUGGAUCAUAAAUAAUUUAAAUUGUAUGUAGAUUAUAAGUCGCUAGAUAUAUUGAAUUUAAAAUCUACUAAAAAAAGAUAAAAUAACCUAUACAUUUUGCGACAAGUUAAAUUCAAGUAAAAUCAUAGGGCUACCUACAAAUUCAGCUAUAUUGUGCAAUACUAAAAACAAUAUAAGAAACCCUAUUAAAACCAGCCAAAUAGUUAUAUGAGUCAAAAAUUAAAAACAAAUUUUUUUUCAACGAUUAGUUAGGAUAUUCUUCUUAGCUAAUUCACACACAACAUAAUAAAUUUGUUAUAAAUAAUUGUUUACUGGCAUUCUUUAGUAAUGGUAUUAAUACGGUCUCCAAACCAACAUUUUGUGCCUACUUGGAAACGAACUUGAAUAAUGAUACUUCAUAUAAGUUAUGCCAUAACGUGUUUGGCAACUUGUGGGGACAGAUCAGUGGCAAUGUCCUGGACAAUUGGACGAAGAGCAAGAUUUCUGGAUCCAUUGAAUUAGCCAACGACAAUUUAAACGUGCAGGUGUCGGCCGACGAGGCAACAGACACAUCAAAUGAGUUAAAUAUUAACUUUACGAAGCAGAUAUUUAGCUCCUGUGUAAUAGGCGGUCAGUGCACGUUUAUAAAAGACAAAAAGUCACCAAUACCUAUAAUGCUUAAAGGUUAUGAAGGAAUAUUGGGAUACAGACAAGGUUAUAUGAGUUAUUCAGCCACUCUAAACCAGUCUCUUGCCUCAACCUUGCGGGCCGUAGCACGCUACAAUUCCAACUCAACUGCAUUAGAAAUAAAUUCUGAACAUGAGAAAAGAGAAAUAAAGUGCGUGCUAUCGCAACAGGCCGUCGUUACCAAAAAUAUAGAAGUCAAAGGUGAUAAUAUAAAUUAUUAUAAAGAAGCCGCUUCCCUUAGACGCAUUUAGUCUUCUUCUGCUUCUUUGCUUGCAUUAUUCAAAUCGGAUGUAAAUAUAAACAGCUCGUAAAUAUAUGAUUCCAUAUUUUUGCACCUUUUCACUGUCCUAUUCAAUAUGUUUGACAAUACUAACUAGGUCAUCUAUGUUACCUGAUUACCUAAGUAUACAAGUUUAUCUAGUGCAUCACAGAACAUUGUAAAAUCAUAUAAAUCAAUAAGUUCUAUAAUGCAAAUACGUGCUAAUAACAUUACACNCAUACACUGUAAAGUUAUUAUACUUAUAUAUAAUUUACGUUUAAACGUACACUACCGUACAUCCUCUAACCUCGUAGGUAUGGCCUUGGAUACCUACAUUAUGAUUGAAUCAACAAUAUCGAAAUAUUAUUAUUAACAUUGUGUGUCGUAUAUAUACAAAGGUCAAUUGGAUUCAGAUGGGAAAUUUGGCGGGAAUAUUAUCUGGAAGUUCAUGAAAAACUGUUCAAUAACAUUCAGUGCUAUGUUCAACAACUAUAUGGAUUCUCCGAAAGUGGGAAUGGAAAUUGCAUGCAAAUAA
This is a messenger RNA of Cinara cedri, 2739 nucleotides long. The record is from the annotation of a GenBank genome assembly. NCBI's taxonomy places the organism in Eukaryota, Metazoa, Arthropoda, Insecta, Hemiptera, Aphididae.